Fomitiporia mediterranea MF3/22 is the source of this 3199-nucleotide messenger RNA. RefSeq lists its product as uncharacterized. The record is from RefSeq and is a predicted model, not a curated record. The transcript is spliced from 3 exons. NCBI's taxonomy places the organism in Eukaryota, Fungi, Basidiomycota, Agaricomycetes, Hymenochaetales, Hymenochaetaceae. The coding region runs from base 12 to 2876 and encodes 954 amino acids.
GCCAACUCACCAUGGUCCAUACCCAACCAACCAAACCAUCCAGCAAAGCUCUCGGGAAACGUCCCAUGCGAAACGGCGUCAUCGCACCCAGUCCACUCUCCCUCUUCACUCCCAGCGCUGCCAACUCACCCGCUGCUGACGAGGAAACCGAUGACCCUUCUACUUCCACUUCGGUCGCGGCGGCGGUUGAUGGUACGGGUGCGGGACCGUCAGGAGUAGGCACCAGCACUAGAAACAACCACAAACGCGUAUUACCUUCGCGUGUCCGACGUGGAGGUGUUUACUCCCUCGUUGGGACGAGUGAUACGGAUCAGAAUAUAUUGGAUAUGUUGAGGAGGAGAGGCGAAAACGAACCCCUCAUCCCAACACAUACCGUAUUCAUCCUCACAACGGACUCAAGCCAAGUACCCUCAGCUUCAACAAGCGAAAUCGGGUUGAACAAGCUCGCUAACGAACGGUACUUCGAACGUCCAGAAGUUAUACGUGCUUACAAGAACCAACAAGAUAUCCAAGUCCCCGAGUUUACACAGAUUGACGAAGAGACGGUUGGAGGAAGGUUGCGUGCGAGGACUGAGGAGGAACCACCCGAACUAACAGACGCAGCCUACGAAAAACGACAUCGGAAAUACGAAAUGAUCGAAAAGCGGCAACGACUGCGCGAGAAGGAGAAACUACAACACGAGCAUUAUAAACUAAAAGAACGAAUAGAACAACUGCGGACUAUGGAUUAUAAUGCUUUCCUCACGCUCCCGGACGAACUUUUCGCGGAGGUGGAGAACGAGGGCGCGAUGGGUCUGGACUACGCGGAUGGUGCGCCUGAACCUAAUACUGGGGGUAGUAGUACCGGUGGCGGUGGUACUGGUACUGGUAGCGCAGCGUCGCUUCUUCAAGAAGCUGAGCGCAGGAGGAAGUUGAUCCUUGACGUAGCUGCGUCCCUAGAAGAGCGUUAUCGGAUCCUGUUACCUACAGAGAGGAGACCUGCGGAACAACUAAGAUUCGUCACACGAGUAUCUUCAAUCGAACCUAGUAUCCCUGAUGAGAACGUCGAUACAAUUCCGACGACAGCAGAAGCCGAACGUGAUCUUUCCGCUGCUGCUGCGAGUAGUACUGUUACUAGUCGAUCGAAGUCAUUGAAGUUGAAAUUGCGGGCACAGCAGACUGCGCAGCCUACACCACCUCCUACCGCGGCGUCAGAGCCUGUACGAAAGCGGAGAGAGACCCCUCUGCGCAGUGACUAUUCGCCAGCUCCUGCGGAGAUAGAACCGCUGGAAGGCUCUACUGGUGCUGCUCCCUCUCGUCUAAUGUCUCGUCAAAGGAGAUCUAAAGUGGAAGAACGAUCAACCCAGCAACUCACACCUCCUACAUCCAAUGGACAGGAGCAACGCGCAGUGGAUAUCGUACCCGAUUCUUUGUCGCCUCCAAGUCGCACCCCUGAUAUCACAAUGGACGAAGUAACCCAAGAAUCACAGAAGUAUCGACCAGGAGGCGCAGCCACACUUACUGUGCAUCACGAAGGGGGCCUUCCUACUUCUAUAACCAAGGAGUCACCUCCUCCAGUAACUUCGAAUAGCAAGAGACGCCGACGCGCGAUGGACCAAGUACAGGUGAAUCGGAACUUCAACGUGAUACAAUAUAAAGUUCCGCAGGAGCAAGAACCGUCGCGGAAGAAGUCAAAGACUUUUCGUUCUGAAUAUGAUAUUCCUCCUAGCACUCAAGCAACGCAGCAAGACUCUGAUACUCAGAAGCGUUUAACAACUGGAAUCGACUACCCCAUUCCCACAUCGAAAGACACUCGACAUACCAAACAACACUCUACUACGAAAUCUCAUCUUCCUCCCACCGACUCCACCGAGCCAGAGACAUUCGUAGAAGCAUUCGGGAGGUUUUUAAGCUUAUCGACCAAGGACAUGGCCGCGUACCUAGUAGAUCACCCUCGCUCAAUCCCAUACGCCCAAUUGCGGCAACUCGAAAAACCAGAUCAAGGCGGUGAAUUUGACGUCGACGCGGACGUGAACGUUAAUGUUAUUGACCUGGAGCAGCCCGACGUGGACGAAACGCCGACAGCCGACGAACCCGUUACUCCGCCACCCGAAUCUGUCGGUGUACCUACUUCAAGAAGUCCCGAGCUUCUCCUUGUGAAUUCGAAUUCGAAACAACGGCGUUCCAGGUACUGGACACCGAGUGUCGACGUUGAUGAUGAUGAUGAUGGUGAUGAUGGUGAUGAUGGUGUUAGUGGUGUGAGUAAGGCGGGUCACCAGAAACGGCGGUCGAGAACACCUCUCGCUGCAAACGCUAACGCUAAUCUUCGAUUCGGGUCUACAUACUCACACUCACAAUCCACUCCCGACCGCCAUCCGCAUCCAUCCUCACCACCACUCACCAUAACCUCCCUCCAAAGCUACGAACUCAACUCACCCGACGGAGGAGGAGGAGGAGGAGGAGGAGGAGGAGGAGGAGGAGGAGGAAGUGGAACAGGAAACCCACGCAAACGUCCUACGAAACCCGUCAAUGCGCUUCUAGCGUCAUCCCGACAUAACGAAGAACCAGGAAGGAGGACAGGAAGGAGUGUGAAGGCUUUUGGGGUUGAGGUGCCGAGUUUUGAGGGGGAGGAGGAGUUUGACUUGCCGAGGUGGAUGGUUAGGGAGGUUUUGAAUGAGAGGAGGUGGAGAGGUGUUGGAGGGGGAGAUAUUGGUGAGGAGGAAGAUGGUGUUUAUGAGGAUGAAGAUUUGAACUCUGAUGCGGAUGGGGAGGCAGAGACUGUGAGCGAUGGCGACCCGCCUUCGUUUGCUGUUGGGAUGGUGCAUGGUGAAGCCUUGCAUGGCUCGUUUGUGGAUAGUGUUAGUGCUGUGGGCCGUUCGAGAGCAAGCCGCCGAUGAUUGGUAGAAUCGACUGCACAACGCUGUUACGUUUUUUUAAAAUAACUGAAUACGUCCCUUUGCUAAUGCUAUAGCAUCACGACCCUCAACCAGUUUUCUCUUUCAGAGAUCAUUGCAAUCUUCUGCUUUCUGUCUUUACAUCUUGCUUCAACCUUACAUACAUUCAUACAUACAUACAUUUGAUGCAACCUUUGGUCAAUCGAAACCAAUCCUGUGUACAAACUUCGAUGUUUAGGCUUCUGUUUGUACAUGUACUUGGUGCUGAAUGCUUUGUAUUCUUAUAAGAACUUCUUAUUCUCACUGUCUAUAUUCCAUGUAAUGGC